AUGGGCAAGAUGGACAACACCUCUGUGGAGCUGAGCUCUCCCUCUGAGGUGAAGCAGGCAGCCCUGGAGGAGUUGGACCCCAUCGCCCCCAAGGCUGCGAGCACCAAGAAGAAGAAGGAGAUCCCAGACAGAGGCUCCUGGAAGGGGAGAUUUGACUUCUUGCUGUCCUGCGUGGGUUAUGCUAUCGGGCUGGGCAACGUCUGGCGCUUCCCAUACCUCUGUGGCAAGAACGGAGGAGGGGCCUUCCUCAUCCCCUAUUUCCUGACGCUGGUGUUUGCUGGAAUUCCUCUGUUCCUGCUGGAAACCGCUCUGGGCCAGUAUACCUCUGUUGGUGGACUGGGAGUGUGGAAAUUAGCGCCCAUGUUUAAAGGAGUGGGGCUGGCAGCUGUGGUUCUCUCCUUCUGGCUGAACAUCUACUACAUUGUCAUCAUCGCCUGGGCUCUCUACUAUCUCUUCAACUCUUUCACCGCGGACCUGCCCUGGCAGAGCUGUGGGAACACCUGGAACACCGACCGCUGCUUCUCCAACUACUCCCUGAGCGACACCACCAACCUCACCAGUGCCGUCACCGAGUUCUGGGAGAGGAACAUGCACCAGAUGUCCGGGAGCCUGGGGGAGCCUGGCACUAUCCGUUGGCCCCUGGCUGGCACGCUGGCCCUAGCCUGGCUGCUGGUCUACUUCUCCAUCUGGAAGGGCGUGGAGUGGACGGGCAAGGUGGUGUAUUUCUCGGCCACCUACCCCUACUUCAUGCUCUUCAUCCUCUUCUUCCGGGGAGUCACGCUGCCGGGAGCCAAGGAGGGGAUCCUCUUCUACCUCACACCUGACUUCAGGAAGCUCUCCGACUCCGAGGUCUGGAUGGAUGCAGCCACGCAGAUCUUCUUCUCUUAUGGCCUGGGGCUGGGGUCCCUGAUUGCACUGGGGAGCUACAACACUUUCCACAACAACGUCUACAGAGACUCCAUUAUUGUCUGCUGUAUCAACUCCACCACAAGCAUAUUUGCCGGAUUUGUUAUUUUCUCUAUCGUUGGCUUCAUGUCGCAUGUCACAAAGAAGUCCAUCUCAGAGCUGGCCUCCUCAGGUCCUGGACUGGCUUUCCUCGCCUACCCACAGGUGGUCACAGAGCUGCCCCUGUCCCCUCUCUGGUCCAUCCUCUUCUUCUCCAUGCUGAUGAUGUUGGGUCUGGAUAGUCAGUUCUGCACUGUGGAAGGCUUCAUCACAGCCCUGAUCGAUGAGUAUCCUCAUGUCCUGAGAGCCAGGAAGAAGAUCUUCAUUGCAGUAGUCUGUUUCAUCUCUUAUCUCAUUGGAUUCUCCAACAUCACCCAGGGUGGCAUUUAUGUCUUCAAGCUGUUCGAUUACUACUCAGCCAGUGGCAUGUGUCUUCUCUUUCUUGUCUUCUUUGAGACCAUCUCAAUCUCUUGGUGUUAUGGUGUGAACAGAUUUUACAGGAACAUUGAAGAAAUGAUUGGCUACAAACCUUGUAUCUGGUGGAAGAUCUGCUGGGCUUUCUUCACUCCUCUUGUCUGCCUGGGUGUGUUCUUCUUCAGCGUGGUGGAAAUGACCCCUCCGACACUGGGAAAAUACAUCUAUCCUACAUGGGGACAAGGCAUUGGUUGGCUCAUGGCUUUGUCCUCCAUGAUACUGAUUCCAGGAUAUAUGCUCUACUGUUUCUUCACCUCAACGGGGACCUUCCGGCAGCGUUUGCAGCAGAUGACACAACCCAAGCUAGAGGUGCACGCUCAGAACAACGGCCUCCAGCCCAAGAUGUCCUUGAACGGGAGCGUCUCAGAUGCCGCCGUCUAG
Molecule: messenger RNA, 1800 nt
Organism: Antrostomus carolinensis (chuck-will's-widow)
Lineage: Eukaryota; Metazoa; Chordata; Aves; Caprimulgiformes; Caprimulgidae
Product: sodium- and chloride-dependent GABA transporter 1
Exons: 14
Coding region: 1-1800 (599 amino acids)
Biological process (GO): neurotransmitter transport; sodium ion transmembrane transport; amino acid transport
Cellular component (GO): plasma membrane
Molecular function (GO): gamma-aminobutyric acid:sodium:chloride symporter activity
Source: RefSeq, a predicted model, not a curated record